Molecule: messenger RNA, 3609 nt
Organism: Fomitopsis serialis
Lineage: Eukaryota; Fungi; Basidiomycota; Agaricomycetes; Polyporales; Fomitopsidaceae
Exons: 5
Coding region: 1-3609 (1202 amino acids)
Biological process (GO): protein dephosphorylation; nuclear DNA replication
Molecular function (GO): protein tyrosine/serine/threonine phosphatase activity
Source: RefSeq, a predicted model, not a curated record
AUGUCCACCGCCGCCGCCCCGCUACCCACCGCCCCCACACCCGCCGUCGACGACCCUGCCCACGUCCACGGGCUCGCCCACGCCCCGGACUUCCUCGACGCCCUCCCCGUCCUCCGCCCGCGCGCCCCGCCACACCAGCCCAUCCGUGCCCUCAACGCCGCUCAGUUCUCGCGCGUGCAUCUCGACUACGUCACAACCCACGCGCCAGACGGCGUCCUCUUCCCCUUCCUCCAUGGUCUCGAGGGCGACAACGAGCACCAGAAUGCCUUCUUCGCGGCUUCUCCGCAGGCACACACCGUCCCGCGCUUCCGCGGCCUCGUUUGGGUCGCCUGUGAUGACGACGUGAACAUGCUGCCCAGCCCAACUUCGAGCCCUGAUCCGGACACGGACGACGACAUCGACGACGAUUCCUCCAGCACCUCUUCCCUCGAGAGCCUCGGCACCAUGUCGAUGGACAUCGACGUCGACGUGUCUCCGAGCUCGCCCAUGGAACUCGACCCGACAUUGGAAGAUUCCAUCCCCGAGAGCGCUGCUAGUCCUGACGCGAAACUCGAGAAAUCACUUCCGCCUGUCUUGGACGCUCAGCCACAUACCGCAGCACCCCCGCUCUUCCCCUCAGGUCGCGCCCGCUACCCGCCGUAUACGGCACCUGCGGUGCUCACUUCCAGCUUCCGCCCUCGCGAGCUUCUCCAUUCCCGGACGAACGAGGAUGGUACAGUGUCGUGUGCGUUCGUCGAGCCGCGCGUGCCCGACGGGAUCAGCCUGCGCAACUUUGGUAUCCAGGUGGUGAGUCGCUUCGUUUGGCACCAUAUGAUCUCCCCAUCCGUGUCUUGUUGUGUUGCUUUGCCUUGUCGAGUUCGUUACCAGCUUCGCGCUUCCUUUGUCGCCCGCCAUUGUCCGCCUCCCGCGGCAUGGGCGCCUGUCGAAUGCGUCUCCGCGACAGCUUCCGCGCCGCGUGAGGCAAGGCGUGAUCUGCACUCGCCCAAUCCAUUCGCAUCCGUCCCCGGCCUACUGGCGUCCUUAUCUUGCUUUAGUGUAGCUUCCGCGUUCGGUGCCGGUCAGUCGAUCUAUGCCACCCUCUCUGAUGUCGUCGUCUACUCGCCGAAGGGCGACACUCGUGCCGCGCUUGCGCUCGCAGAGAAGUUCAAGGAUGCAAUUGAAGCGAAGCGGGCAGAGCGCAGCGUGGGCUAUGGAUGUCCUACGGAAGCCCUGGUCGCGUACAACGUCUUCGUGCUCGACGCGAGCCCCGCGGAGAUGGCGAAGACGCUUCCGCACCUGCUCGUGCGCAUCGAAGACGUCCCGCUUGCGCAUACAGACGGAACGGACGCACACGCGGAGGGUGAGCCGAGGGACGCACAAUCGGAGGUGGAGUACCGCAAUCGCCUGUUCAGCGUCAACACCGUCGACUUUGCAAGGCGGGAGAAGGAGGAGAUGCGCGACCUAACGCAGGCAUCGGAGAUCGUCACGAUUGCCGACCCCGAGAUGUAUGCGGAGGCGAAGGAGGAGAUGGACGCGCUUUCUGGCUCGACACCCGCGGGCCGAUGGAACCCUGCUGUUGGCCAGGUGUUCCUGGGCAACGUGAACGAUGUGCCGAUCCCGCCCGAUCGUCGGUUCCGUGCGCGCCGCGGAAGAUCGGUGGUAUCACCCUAUGGAGAGGAAGAGGAGGACGAUGGCGACGAGGCUUUCGACUGGCGUACGAACGACCCCGCGCAUGGGCUCGGAUACGACAUCUGCAUCGACUGUCAGGACUUUGUGCCGUUCCCGAGCGCUGCACACGUCAAGGCCGCUGAAGAACACAUCGAGGCGCUUGAGAGAAGAUGGGUCGAGCGUUGCGUCGCCGAACUGGGUCAUGUCUCCCAGAAGGACGCAGAGCAGACGUGUAUCCCGCUCCGCCCGCCACCGAGCGCGAGCGCGGUUAUUCACCUUCCGUUCCCGAGCUCACCCACGAACACGCCGGGCUCGCUGAAUGCCUUGAUGCCUUUUAUGCAGUUCCUCGAGUCCCUCCUUCAGCCUCCACCUGCGAUGACCCUUGCGCAGGCGAGGGCGCUCGUUAACCCACCACCGAUUGAGACCUUCCCGUCGAGCAUGUCUGGCCACCGGCGAGCGUCGACUUCGGCAUUCCAUCCCAGCUCGCUCCCGCCGCCCACUGCAUUCCCCGCAUCGUUCUUCCCUUCCUCACCUGUUCCGUCCGCAUACACUCGCACCCGCUCAACCUCUGCCACUUUCCUGCCCCCGUCCCCGCCAUCAUCGAACACGUCGACAUCGUCCUCGUCGCCCGCACCAUCCCUCUCAUCCUCCGCUGCCACAUCCGCGACGUCCAUGUCGACCCCGCUCCCCGCAUCUUACCACACACGCCCCGUCAAGAUCCUCAUCUUCUCCGCGGACGGGUACACCGAGUCAAGUGUACUCGCGCUCACGCUGCUGAUGGCGUGGCGGAAGCUCUCGCUGCCUGAGGCGUACCUCUGCCUGCAAAACGAGAAGCGGAGAUCGUUCUUCGUGUACAGCGCUGACACGCCGAUGCUGAAGCGUAUCGAGACGAGGAUUGAGAGGGAGCGCGAGAGGGGGUGGGGGAGUAUGGGGCCGGGGAUCGUGCUUGGUGUUGAGAAGGAACGGGAGGAGGAUGUGGAGGAGGUCCGGACGCCGCUCGGUAUUGAGACCUCGAACGAGGUCAUGCAGAGCGACGUCGUGCCUCUCAGACCCGUCGCGGCGAAGUCGGUGUCGUUCGCGGUUCCGCCGGCUCCGCGGCCGGUGACGACCGCGGUCACUGUGCGACCGGUGAGGUCGCAAUCCGAGUCGGAUAGUGGCCCGCUCUACGGUGAGGGGUCUGGGGAGAGAGAUGCGAGUGGCAGGCCGAGAGCGAACACGAUGCCGAUGCCGCGCUCACCGGCGCCGUCAAUACGCGACCACCACGUCUGGUUCAACGACCCGAGGUUCGACGGGAGCUUCCCGAGUCGAGUGCUGCCGUUUUUGUAUCUGGGCAACUUGAACCACGCCACGAACGCGUACAUGCUUCAUGCGCUGGGGAUCACGCACGUCGUCUCCGUGGGCGAGUGUGCGUUGCUCCCUCCGCCGAAUCUGGAAGCCUCUGCGUCCGUGCCGUCGUGUUCGUAUACGGGUCCGUCGUCGCAUGCGCAGUUCAUCCCGGGCACAGGCCCGCGUGGCCAAGGUUCGUUAUGGAUCGAGGAACGUGAGGGCCGCAUCAAGGUACUUGACAUUAAGGGCGUAUGCGACGACGGCAUCGACACGCUUGAGCCGCAGCUUGAGCCGAUUUGCGAGUGGAUCGACAGAGCGAGGGAGGAGGGCGGAAAGGUGCUCGUGCACUGCCGCGUGGGCGUUUCCCGCAGCGCGACUGUCACGAUCGCAUACGUGAUGAAGCACUUGUCUCUGCCGCUCGUUGACGCGUACCUCAUUGUACGCUCGCGCCGUCUGUCGGUGCUCAUUCAGCCGAAUAUGAGACUGCUGUAUAACCUCCUUGGCUGGGAAGUCAAGCUUGCUCGCGAGCGCGCGGGCGAUGAUGGGGACAAGCUUCGCGUGGAGCUCGCGCGGUGUCUCAACUGGCCGUACCUUGCCAAGGAGGUGCAUUUGCUCAACCAGAAGUACCUGCAAUAA